This is a messenger RNA of Protopolystoma xenopodis, 219 nucleotides long. NCBI's taxonomy places the organism in Eukaryota, Metazoa, Platyhelminthes, Monogenea, Polystomatidea, Polystomatidae. The record is from the annotation of a GenBank genome assembly.
AUGUGUCUAUCUGGACCCUUGAAACCUUCACAGGCCGCAACAUACCGCCUAACCUUACAGACGGCGCGCCUACCGACCAUGCACCCUCCCAACCCAAGCCUCCCUGCUGGUCUUUCAGGCAUGAUUGAUUCGGCCGUUUUCCCGCUUGACCUGACAACUCCAAGGCGAAGAGAUGGACAGGUGCUUCAGGAGAAGGCUAGCGCGGUAUUCACAAAUUGA